AUGGCUCAGCAAACCGCCGUUGGCGUCCCGGACCGCGUGGUGCCGAUGCGAGUCAUCGUCUGCGGUGUCCACCGCACGGGAACCAUGAGCAUGCGGUCGGCGCUAUGGCAGCUGGGCUUCCACGACUGCUACCAUAUGCACACGGUGCUGCAGAAUCUCGACAGCCACCCGGAGCAGUGGAUCCGGGCCUACGAGGCCAAGUACGCAGGCAAGGGGAGCUUUGGCAAGGCCGACUGGGACCAUUUGCUCGGGCACUGCCAGGCGUGCUGCGACAUGCCGUCGGCCGUCUUCAGUGCCGAGCUGGCCGAGCUAUACCCGGAUGCCAAGGUCGUCAUCCUCAACCGCGACCCGGAGCUGUGGGAGCGGGCGGCGCGGCUGUACUGCUACGCCCUGGACGGGCAAAUCCGCAGCUGGGUGCGCUUCACAAACGUCAUGGUAAAGCUUGGCAUGCCCUUUGACCACGUCGAGGAAAAGGACAAGGCCAUUGCGUGGUUCAAGGGGCAGUACCAGGAGUUCCGCGACCGCAUCCCCGCCGAGAGGUGCCUCGAGUUCCGUGUGCAAGACGGGUGGAAGCCGCUGUGCGAGCACCUCGGGGUGCCGGUGCCCAUGGUCGAGGACGAGGCGACGGGCAAGCCGGUCGAAGCGCCUUUUCCGCGCAUCAACGACCGCGAGACGUUUGCCGUCAACUCGCGGCGGAACCUCCAACAGUCGACCAAGCGGGCGCACAAGAACCUCGUUACCAUGCUGGGCGAGCUGGUGAUGAUGGGGAUGCUGGGAUACGGAGGCUGGCUGGCGUGGGCGAGGCUUGGAUUUGCUCAACCUCGACUGAUGCGAAAUGUCCCCAUUCACCAGCGCCCCGUGGAGGCAAAGUCUGACGAUCCGCCCUCACACGCCCAUGGACCCGAAGCGGCGCCGUUUGUCAUGACGAGUCGCACGUCCCGCAUCUCCGCCAGCGUCGCCGACGCCGUCACGGCACCGGACCAGCAUGUCGAGACCAAGGGCGUCCUCGACGGCGCCGUCAAAGCCUUCGUCUCCUUCUUCUGCCUCUUCAGGCUUAGCAUGACGCGCUACCGCUCAUCCGACUUUCUCCAGCUGCGCCGCGACAUCUGGGAGCUCGACGACGACGAGUACAGGGACUCGUUUCGCUUGUCCUCCUCCCCCGAUGCAUCGACGCAGCGCGUGCCCGCCGGAGACCUCGGAUACAGCGGCUCGACCUUCUUCACCACGCCCAACGACAUGUACCUCGUCAAGUCGCUCCCCCGCCGCUUCGAGCAUCAGUUCUUCGCCCACGACCUCUUCGACGUAUACACGGCGCACAUGAGGCGCUGCCCGGACAGCCUGCUCGUCCGCAUCGUCGACAUGGUUUAUACCCCACGCGCCACCCUGGGCGGAUUGCUAGGCACCGCGCCCACGCACCACGUCGUCAUGGAAAACCUACUCUAUCGCGGCCUGCCCGACGGCCAAGAUGGCGACGGGCGCUGGCAGUAUGCCAGCGUGGAAACAUACGACCUUAAACCUAACGACUACUUCUUCCCCGAGCGAGACAUUGCCGAGGGCAGGCUGGCGCCCGACAGCGUCAAAGACCGGCUAGUCGACACGUUCCCCGGCAAGGUGCGGGUCUCGGCUGAGGCCAGGGCUGAACUGCUGUCCCUCCUCGACGCCGACACGGCGCUGCUCGCCGCCGCGAGCGCCGUUGAUUACUCCCUCUUCCUCGUGCGCUUCGCCCGAAUGGACCCGGGCUCCAGCGUCGUGUCGCCCUUUGCCGACAACGUCGGCGGCUCAUGGCGCAGAGGGUUCCACUCCACCGACGGCCGCUGGACCUAUCGAGCCGUUGUCCUUGACUUCUUUUGGGCCAAAAAGAAGCUGCGCGCCAAGGCCAUGACGGGCCUGAUCAAUGUGUUUAACCUUCUGGCCAACAAGGGGCCCAUGAGUAUCACGGCCCACCCAGCCGAGUACCGGACGCGCUUCAUGGGCAUGGUGGAUAAGCUCGUCGUGGCCACUGGCGACGACGACACCGAAGACGGGGACGAGGCCGAGGCCGACGAAGCGGGACUGUAA
Hirsutella rhossiliensis is the source of this 2058-nucleotide messenger RNA. RefSeq names its product phosphatidylinositol-4-phosphate 5-Kinase domain-containing protein. NCBI's taxonomy places the organism in Eukaryota, Fungi, Ascomycota, Sordariomycetes, Hypocreales, Ophiocordycipitaceae. The record is from RefSeq and is a predicted model, not a curated record. Bases 1 to 2058 code for a protein of 685 amino acids. The transcript has 3 exons. Gene Ontology annotation, biological process: phosphatidylinositol metabolic process. Gene Ontology annotation, molecular function: phosphatidylinositol kinase activity.